GGACGCCGGUUUAUCAUAAAAAAGAAAAGCAAGCCUUUCCUAAUAAGGGAGCUCUCAUACCUAUAUAAUCCCCCUUUAUGGAAUAAGAGACCCUCUUAUUUACUUUUUCUUUUCUUUCUUUCUUUUUCUCUAUUAUAAUGAAUAUCAAAUCACACACACAUGUCGUAUACCCAACAUUUCAUGAUAGCUACCAUGCAAAAACAAAGACAAACAAAGAAAUUGAUAUCGAUAGUUCUGUGUAUCAUUUACUUUCACUCUAUUUAAACAAAGACGCAUUGGCUGACAACAAGACAUUGCUAUCUACAAUGGCGACCACUCAUACAUCAACAAGAAGCCCAAAAAGCCUUCAUUGGAAAAAAUCAAGUCAUAUGAUUAGGACACAAAAAUCAUGGCUUGGAGAAGAAAAAUCUAAAAGGAAAGACGACAAAGAAAUAUUACUAGAGAGAAACACACUCAAAAACUCGUCUAUCCAGAGCGAGUAUGUACAUAAAACAGUACACAAAAAGACAAGGUCAAAAUCAGUAUCUUUUAGCGAUACGGUUACCAUCAUCUUACCGCAGAAUGACAUUGAAACGGCAAGAUUAGAAGAAGAAGAUUUAUUUGUAGAUGCACUAGAACAUCUAGAAUGAUGUUAUUGUACACAUACAUACACACACACACACACACACACACAUAUAUAUAUAUAUACAUACGAAACUUGUACAUCCC
Messenger RNA from Gilbertella persicaria, 708 nucleotides. RefSeq lists its product as uncharacterized. The transcript has a single exon. The record is from RefSeq and is a predicted model, not a curated record. NCBI's taxonomy places the organism in Eukaryota, Fungi, Mucoromycota, Mucoromycetes, Mucorales, Choanephoraceae. The annotation marks the transcript as partial.